AUGAACAAUUUGAUCGAAGGGAUUGAUAACGUUGAAAAUGAAAUUUCCGAUACGUAUUUAUUACGAAAUAUCGAAAAUUCUGGCUCCAGCCUCGUCGAAUCGCUCGAAAAAAACGUCGAAAUUCUUCGACUGGAAGCCUAUCAAGCAAAAAACAUUGACUCACAACUGGAAGCGAAGCUACGUUACUUCAACGAAUUGUCAAAUAACCUUACGUCCAAACUUUAUUCUCUCAUCGCGUUGUCGGAUCUCGGAAUUGGCAACAGAGAAGAAAUCAAAGAUUUCGUUGAGCAAAUAACGUUAUCUUGGGUUCAUGCGAACAAAGAAUUUCAAUUGAUGGAAUUUCAGGUGGUGAAAGAAUAUGCUGCUAUCCGUGUAGCGAGUCGAACAGCGACUGGCAUACCAUUGACAAACGUACUCAAAAGAAUCAAGAAAGAAGCUGCUUCAGUAAAAGUAUCUUUGCAAAUAGGAUCGGUAAUCUAUGAUCAGGACUACGUAUCUCGAGGUUACAAAAUUCAUGAAGAAAUUGUACAGAUUUUGGACAGUUUAGAGCAUUGCGAUGACAAGGUCCAACAAUUUCUUGUGAUCUGCAAAACGACUCCAUAUCUCGUUGAGCUUUCGAGUACCGUUGAUGGAUUUGUGACGAACACAGAACUUUUGCUACCGACGAGGAAAUCUCACGAAAAACCAGAAGAUCUCCGAGCUUUCAAUUUUGUCAUAAAGUUAUUGACAGGUGAAUUGUUGGGCGAAGAAACGACGAAUCCGAAACAGAUACUAAUCGAAAAUGCCCCGAAAAAACCUGUUUUUAUAACCUUAAAUAAUAAACGAAAAAUGAACAUACCGAAAAUUUCGGGGAACAAACUUUUUCGCAGUUCCACUUUUCCACCAAUUUCAUUUAAAACCGUAUAAUUUUCAUGGAUUCAUUACCUUCUUCCAAUUGUAUUGAAAGAAUAAACAAAAUUAUAUUAAAAUGACAUUAAGUCAACUGUUGGA
Molecule: messenger RNA, 990 nt
Organism: Venturia canescens
Lineage: Eukaryota; Metazoa; Arthropoda; Insecta; Hymenoptera; Ichneumonidae
Exons: 4
Coding region: 1-906 (301 amino acids)
Source: RefSeq, a predicted model, not a curated record